Molecule: messenger RNA, 390 nt
Organism: Aspergillus clavatus NRRL 1
Lineage: Eukaryota; Fungi; Ascomycota; Eurotiomycetes; Eurotiales; Aspergillaceae
Source: RefSeq, a predicted model, not a curated record
AUGCGGCAAGAUUUCCUAAACACCCGAGCCAACCCAGAGUUGCGAGGUUGGCUGCUAACUUACUCAUUCCUCUCCCCUUCGAAACCUUCCGUCACCACUCUUCCCCCCCCCCUCCCGAAUCCCAUCAAUCCAGGCAUUGCUGUCCGCCAUCACCAUGUUCGCUACUCGUGUCAUGAGGAUGCAGGCCACUCGGCCUUUUGCUUUCCCUGCUCCUCCCACACUAUCUCCCAGCGUCUGCGCACCCUGAAGAGAGUCCCCCCAGAACUGAUCCCUCUCGGUAUUGUCCUUGGUGUUGCCGUUGGAGCUGCUAUCUACUCCAGCACUCACAAGCUCUUGUCCGACAAGACCCUGCGUCUCUAUCGCAACAAGCCUGAGGAUCGCAACCACUAA